AGUAUGUCCUAACUGCAACAUCUCCUCUGUUUCUUCCAUAGCCUGAUUGAUGAUCAUAGGCAGAAAAUAGGGGUAUACGUCUUAUAGCUGGUCUGUCCGUCCAGUGGGAAAUUCAACAGCGACAGAUGUUUGUUAUUUCAUGAUAACGGAUGCGGACGACUACGACAGCCGGUUUAUAUGCCAUGACUUUAACAUCACUGCAAGCAAUGCCAGCACGACAGCGGCUCCCUCGUCUACCACUCAGGAAUACGAUUCCACAUCCACGGCAUCUUCGGGUACUUGCAGUAAAACCGGGUUAUCCCCACAGGCAAAGGUAGAGAUUAACGUUAGUGUCGGCCUUAGUUGUGCAUUUCUCAUAGCCCUCGACGCUGCUAUUUGGUACUUCCAUCGCCGAACAGCCGCGGCUGUUCGUCAAGCAAAACUUUCUAUGGCCUGGUGAGCCUGAUAAUACACAAUAUCCUUCCUCAUCAACAGUCACGGUCGGGAUUCCUCCAGUUGGGGUUCAAGGUGACUUGGUUGCUCAUAACAGUGUCAGAU
Molecule: messenger RNA, 537 nt
Organism: Aspergillus glaucus CBS 516.65
Lineage: Eukaryota; Fungi; Ascomycota; Eurotiomycetes; Eurotiales; Aspergillaceae
Exons: 1
Coding region: 140-439 (99 amino acids)
Source: RefSeq, a predicted model, not a curated record